This is a messenger RNA of Rotaria sordida, 1899 nucleotides long. The record is from the annotation of a GenBank genome assembly. NCBI's taxonomy places the organism in Eukaryota, Metazoa, Rotifera, Eurotatoria, Philodinida, Philodinidae.
AUGACUGUUACCAGAUUAGAAGAUCUACCAAAUGAACUGUGGUUAGAACUUUUCGUCUAUUUCACAUGGUUUGAACUAAAUUCAACAUGGCUUCAAUGGAAACUUAAUAAUCGCAUACAAUUGUUAGCUCAAAUAGCACAGAAUCGAGUUGCUUUGUCACUCUCAUCGAUGUCGUUUAUAACGUAUGGUGAAUGGCUGCAUUAUUUUGAACAUGAACAUCCAAUAAUAGCUCAUCGUAUAACUUCUCUUCUGCUCAAUGAAUCAAUUAUAUCGAAUGAAAUUAUUAGUCGGUGGCUUGAAAAUGAGAAAUCUUUUCUUCCAUGUAUUCGAAAAUGUACUGUCUAUGUCGAUCUUAUCAAUAGAUCUGCUCGAAUAAAUAUUAUCCUACUCAUUUGUCGACAUGCAUUGACUUUACGUCAUAUUGUGUUUCAUUUUAAUGAAAUCGAUAGAUAUUACGUGAUAAUGAAAAAGGUCAUCGAAGAACGUAUUUCUCUGCAUACAAUGCAAUUCAUCAUGAUUAAAGAUAGCAGAUAUUUUAAAUGGAUGAGUUCUUUAGCCGAAUGUGCCACUUAUUGUGAUCAAAUAUUUACAUUUCCGAAAACUGUUCGUUUGCGUAUCUCGUUACAACAUAUAUCUGAUUUAGCGUUAUUGAUGCAAUGCAAUACUUUACCGCAUAUAGAAGAUCUUCAUGUUACAAUGGAAACAGGAAUAUAUACCUCACAUCAAUUAGAUAAUUGGUAUGAGAAUGCACCUUGUUCUAUAUUAUGUCCUAAUGAUUUAAAUACAACUGGAGCCAAUCUACCACAUCUACGCACAUUACAAUUGCGACAAGUAGACAUUACUAAUGUUAUUGUAUUGAUACAACAUGUGAAAUCAAUGUGUCAACUUGAAUCAUUAAUUUUGGUAAACUGUAAUGUUAAAGAUAAGAAUGAACUUAUUGUAUUUAAAAGCUGUAUUAGAAAUUUUAUGAUUUGUCUGCGUUGUCUUCGUUUUCUAUUUUAUUUACCUGCUGAAACCAAGCUUGAAAAAAUUGAUCUCGACUGGUUUAAUUUAAGUCAUCAUACUGUUGAAUAUGAGAUAAAUGGACUAAUGGUACUUUACACAGUUCCAUAUCCAUUAAAUAGUCAACGACAAGUAUAUAAUCAUACGUUUGGACGACAGUCGACAAUUAAUAAUAAUAUUAAUCAUAUUGAAUGGAUAAUUGAUUGUGAUCCUUUAUCUAUUGAUACUACUCUUACUCAUUUUCAAUAUGUUAAUUCACUUGUUUUAUUUUUUGAUAUUAAAGAAAUGAAUAUAAACAUAGAUUCUUGGCAUGUAUUACUUCCAUUUUUACGUCAUCUGAAACUUAAUUUUGAUUCGAAUCCAAUAAAAUCUGGGAUAUCAUAUUAUCGAUCUGUAACACCGAGCCAUUAUCGUUGCAUUAUUCUUGAGAAAUUUCGUAAAUGUGCUUCUACUCUUGAGUGUUUGACGCUACACUGGUCUGACCUUGAACUUCUUCUUGAACAUUCUUCAUCACCUUGGCCAUUUGUUCGACAACUUAAUAUUCGUUUGAAAUCACGCACAAACUUUCCAUCUGCAUCUUUGAUCAAACAAUCACCAACGAAUAAAGCUUUUCCUCAACUACAAUAUCUUUCAUUUAGUGGACGUCGUUUCUCACUUAAUCCACCGAAACCACUCGCAACUUGGAUCCUUUUAUGUUUCGAUGCUCUCGUAUCUUCUUCGUCAAAAUUCAUCAUAUUACAUGUAAAUAGAUGUUAUGUUACUUAUCGAAGUUUUCCUCUUACAUCUCGUGACAUACUUCUGACACUUCUUACAGAGCAUGUUCGUUCGAGAAGUGAUCACUAUUCAUCAUCUAAAAUCGUUAUCGAUGAGAAUGAAGAGAUAAUUAUUUGGCUUUGA